This is a messenger RNA of Triticum urartu, 1500 nucleotides long. RefSeq lists its product as uncharacterized. Lineage: Eukaryota; Viridiplantae; Streptophyta; Magnoliopsida; Poales; Poaceae. The record is from RefSeq and is a predicted model, not a curated record.
GCCGGUUGCAGCCCGACAUCGCUCCCCCCAACGCCAGGCUCCGCCGGUUGCAGCCCGACACCGCUCCCCCCAACGCCAGGCUCCGCCGGCCGCAGAAUACUCUACCCGGACGACUCCUCUCUCGCUUUGCUGCCGACCUUGGCAAUGAGCUCGCCGACACACCUCUGCUGCUAGGAGCUUGUCCACAGGGCAGAGUGUUUCUCUUAGGAAAAAAGGUUGUUGUGGCAAAGAAAGGGAAAGGGAAAAAGAAGGGCAAAGAUAGUGAAAAAGCAACUGAAGGUCCUGAAAAACAGAAGCGUAAAAGAGCGCCUAACAAGAAAUCAGUUGAAGAAGCUAAACUUGGUGGCCCGGUGCAUUACAGGUGGAUGUACCCUCUAGAGAGAUCAUUUGUUUGGCUAAAGUCACUUGUGCGCAAUAGAACUUAUCCUGAAGGUUCUAUUGCUGAAGGAUAUAUUGUUGAAGAAUGCUUGACCUUUUGUUUAAGAUUUCUAGAAGGAACCACACGUUUCACGAGAACAUCUAGGAACCCUGAUCCUUCAGAUAAUACAAAGGGCAUGUACAUGUUUGAUAGUGUUGGUGAGCCAAUUGGAAAGGCUGUCACUGUAGGCCAGUUGGACGAUCAGCUUCUAGUUCAAGCACAUCGAUAUGUCUUGCGACACUGUGAUGAGCUUGAUGAUCUCCGUAGAGAAUUUGUGGAUCAAGAGAAGAGGAAGCCGGGUAACUUAAAUUUGACGGAUGAUGACAAUGAGGAUUUGAUUAGUAGACACUUUGCUGACUGGUUGGAACAAAAGGCUAUACUAGAUGAUGGACCGGAUAUUACAGAAAAGAUAAGAGCAUUAGCCGCAAAACCAAGCAAAUGCGGGGUGUGCUAUAGUGGCUAUAUAAUUAAUGGCUUCUAGUUUCAUAAUAUCAGUCGCGAGACAGGACGCGUGACACAAAAUAGUGGUGUCGUGAACCUUGCUGAAAAUGGUGUCCUAUUAUGGCCGGUUAUCUGACAUCUUCGAAUUGUCAUACAGAGAUUACAAGGUGGUGCUCUUCAAAUGUGAUUGGUAUGAUGUUCAUCACAAAGCUAGUAUUUAAGAGAUGAGUUUGGAUUCACUCAUGUGAACUUCUCCCGCAAAAUACAUACAUGGGAGAAGUUAGAGGAUGAUCCUUUUGUAUUUUCUUCCCAAGUGGACCAGGUAUUUUAUAUCCAACAUCCGAGAAGUGAGAAUUGGAAUACCAUGGUGAAAUUCGAACCUCGUGAUAUUUUUGACAUGGGUGGAGAACCAUCUUCUGAUGAAACAGAUUAGUCUUUGUGCUUUCAGCUUGUUAUCGGCAGCUAAGAUAUAGGUUGAGCACUUGUCAUCCAUGCUCCUAGGUAGAGUUGCUCCAAUAUAACUAUUCUAGCUGGGCGGAUCUUCUUCAGAAUAUAUUGUUCCCUGUGUUACUCUGUAAUGAACGAGUCCAUGGUCUUUUUAAUGCAUAUUUUCCCUUUUGUUAUGAAUGAAUUUAUGGCUA